AGAGUGCCGUUAGGCGGAUGACAGUUUGUUUUCACAGAGGGCCUGUCUGAAGAGAACAACGAGCUUUUACACCCCCAGACACGAGAAUUUAACCGCUUCUCGUCAAGAUGAGACGGCUUAUUCCAAAAUCCAAAGGAUGUGAAUCCCGGCGACCCGACUGUGUAAAACAGCUCUAGUCAAGCCAAGACAAAGAGUGGAGUUAAAACAAGCAUGAGGCUGGUGGCCUCCACACCAACUACAGCAAACACGCUUCACCCCAAUGGAGUUUUAACCCCUGCAGGAGUACAGACUGCCUCGGUGAAGGAAAACAGGUAUGUAUGAGCACACACUGAUAUAGCAACCCCUCCCUUUGGUUCUGCCCUCGAACAUCGAACAAAAUACAAGAGCGAGAGAACAGAGCGAUAAAACUGAGGGUCCCAUGUGCCAUUGGACUGCGGGGCUUUCGCCAUGAGCAGUACUCUGGGCAAAGAUAAAGACUCUAAGGAGAGGGAACCCAAAGCUGAAGGGAAAUCCAAAACCAAAGGGAAAGAUGCCAAAGAUGGGAAGAAAGACACAAGCGGUGCUUCGCCCGCGGUGGCCUUCACCUUGGACAGCACGAUAAAGCGGCCCAAUCCGCCGCCCAGCACGCGCAAAAAAUCCAGCAAUGCCGAGGUCAUCAAGGAGCUGAACAAGUGCCGCGAGGAGAAUUCGAUGCGCCUGGAUUUGUCCAAGAGAUCCAUCCAUCUGUUGCCCUCGUCCAUCAAGGAGCUGACCCAGCUGACCGAGCUCUACCUGUACAGCAACAAGCUGCAAAGCCUGCCGCCCGAGGUGGGAUGCCUGUCAGGAUUGGUGACGCUGGCGCUCAGUGAGAACUCUCUGACCAGCCUACCUGACUCGCUGGACAACCUGAAGAAGCUGCGGAUGCUCGACCUGCGGCAUAACAAGCUGCGGGAGAUCCCGGCUGUGGUGUACCGCGUCAGCUCCCUCACCACACUCUACCUGCGCUUCAACCGCAUCACCACCGUAGAGAAGGACAUCAAGAAUCUGUCCAAACUCACAAUGCUGAGCAUCCGAGAGAACAAGAUUAAACAGCUGCCCGCAGAGAUCGGUGAGCUCUGUAACUUGAUCACGCUGGAUGUAGCCCACAACCAGUUGGAGCACCUUCCUAAAGAGAUUGGAAAUUGCACUCAGAUUACCAACCUUGACCUGCAGCACAAUGAUCUUCUCGAUCUGCCUGAGACUAUAGGUAACUUGGCAAGUAUAAACCGUCUAGGUUUGAGGUACAACCGCCUAUCAGCGAUCCCUCGAUCUUUAGCAAAGUGCAGAGAGCUGGAAGAGCUCAACCUUGAAAACAACAACAUCUCGGUUUUACCAGAGGGGCUUCUCUCCAGUCUGGUGAACCUGACAAGUCUGACGCUGGCGCGAAACUGUUUCCAGUCUUACCCAGUGGGCGGCCCGUCCCAGUUUUCCACCAUCUAUUCUCUCAACAUGGAGCACAACCGUAUCAACAAGAUCCCUUUUGGCAUUUUCUCUCGAGCAAAAGUGCUUAGCAAGCUCAAUAUGAAGGACAACCAGCUAACAUCUCUGCCACUGGAUUUUGGGACGUGGACCAGUAUGGUGGAGUUGAAUCUGGCAACAAACCAGCUUACCAAGAUUCCAGAGGACAUCUGCGGCCUUGUGUCUUUAGAGAUGCUUACAUUGUCCAACAACCUGUUGAAAAAGUUGCCUUAUGGGAUUGGCAACUUAAGGAAACUACGAGAGCUUGAUCUGGAGGAGAACAAACUGGAGUCUCUCCCUAAUGAGAUUGCCUACCUUAAGGAUCUGCAGAAACUCGUAUUGACCAAUAAUCAGCUGACAACUUUGCCGAGAGGAAUCGGUCACCUGACCAACCUGACGUACCUGGGCUUGGGAGAGAACCUGCUGCAGCACCUUCCCGAGGAGAUCGGCACAUUGGAGAAUCUGGAGGACCUGUACCUGAAUGACAACCCCAACCUGCACAGUCUGCCAUUCGAGCUGGCGCUGUGCAGCAAACUGUCCAUCAUGAGCAUAGAGAACUGCCCGCUCAGCCACCUGCCGCCACAGAUCGUCGCCGGAGGCCCUUCCUUCAUCAUCCAGUUCCUCAAGAUGCAGGGCCCCUACCGCGCCAUGGUCUGA
Danio rerio (zebrafish) is the source of this 2133-nucleotide messenger RNA. RefSeq names its product SHOC2 leucine rich repeat scaffold protein (gene shoc2). NCBI's taxonomy places the organism in Eukaryota, Metazoa, Chordata, Actinopteri, Cypriniformes, Danionidae. The record is from RefSeq and is marked provisional. Gene Ontology annotation, cellular component: nucleus; cytoplasm. Gene Ontology annotation, biological process: negative regulation of cell differentiation.